AUGAUUCAUGUCAAAUUCUUUCUGUUCCGAGCCCUAAGGACUGGCAGUAUCUAUAGAAGCAUAGGAUGGCUGAGCAAGGAUACAAAGAAAAUUGAGCACGCCAUGACAACGCGACAGCACGGUGCCGAGAAAUGCCGUUGCUGUCCGUACGGGUUUCAUAUAGACGUCGAUUUUGUUGCAUAUGCUGAAGAUGUACGUAAAGGUGGACAAAAUCGUACGCCUACACUAAGCCGUAAACAUGGCGAUAGGCUAAUGAGCCCAAUGGACAGUAUAUUCAGCGACUCUUUGGAAAAUAUUCUCAGCGAUUUUGAUGAUGCUCUUGGCGUUACACAAGCAACAAAAGUGAAUCGAACAUUGCCCCGAGAAACGACCGCUGAAAGCACAACUUCAAAUCCUCGACGAUUACAAAAUGGCUACGCAUCGGAUUAUACUGGUUAUUACUCAUCGUCAGCUCUGUCGGAGAAAAACAUUCUCGUAAUGAACCACUCCCAUCAACUUUUAGCUGGCCAAGGACCUGAGCGUCGAAUGGACUCAAACUCUGUGUUAAACCCUCGGCCGUUUGCACUAGACCUGAGCGCUCCUCCAAAACCUCCACACCGAGCUAUGACCAAUGGACGAGCAACUCCAUCAAAACAGCCGACAUCAGCUUACACCGCUCUCGGACGUACAAUCACCGAAAUAAAGGCUCGCAACACCGAAUCACCAUUCCCCGAUCGUGAUCUUAGCUCUCGGACUGGAUCCCGUGUAGGAACUCCCAUUGAUCUCGGUGUUCCCGCCCCACAUAAUGGAAACGCUUCCCUAUCCCGACCAAGAACACCACAUCGAAUGGAGCUGGAAAGGGAACAAAAAUUUUAUCCUGAACCAUCGCUGGAACGACCGUAUCAACUACCAAGCACGCCUAAUACGAAUAGUUGGCGUCGAAUACCGAUAGAAGAUAGAAGUGGGACAGAAACAAGAUUAAAUGGUGGAAGCACUGAAUUUGCAAGUCUCAGACGCGGUCGGGAAUAUGCAGUGUCAGACACGGAAUCCCAUCGAGUUCGAUACUAUUCAGCUUCACCGAAAAUGCCAAGAAAAUUGCAAGCGGUUCCACCACUUCCGUCUGCAUCACAGUUCACCUACACGCAUAACAAUGGGAACACGAUGUUAGCAAAAACUCAAGGAACAUCGAUGUCACCGAGACCUGAAGAUGAAAAGCCGCUUCCCACGAAAGAAAUGAUUACGGUAGGAAUGUGGACUGGUCCAUUACCACCAGCAAAACCUUGCGCAGAAUGUGGACCAUUGCGAAAAGAAGUACAAGAGCUGUUGAAGAGACUAGCCAUAGCAGAAGCCAAACCUACCGUAUUCUCAAUCAGCACGGCUACGGAAGAAGUGGAGAAAGUGGACGCAGCAAGCGGACACACACUUCAGUUCUGCUCCACCGCCACCGAGACCCAAACAUUGCAAACCGUCGACAGUGGUGUGGAUGCGCAACGUAUUGAUACGAACAGCACGGAAUGUCAAACCAGUCCUGUGGCUACGAUGGCGGAAGUGGGCGUGGAUACGGAGCCGCCGAUCAUGGUGGAUGCGCUUUUACAAACUGAUGAACAAGCGAGAGCGCACUUCGGUGUGAAUACUGACGAAGUGCAAAAGACAGAAACAGAAACAUCGGAGCAGUCAACUAUUACGGACGAGUUCAAGAAAGCAGCAAGCAUUGAUCGGGAAACUAUGACAACUCGUACGUACUAUAGGAAUAUUCCUGUGCAAACCGAUGCUCCAGAGGUGGAAGAAGCUCAUGAGGUUAUUGUGCCUUCAGAUGGUUUUGCCAAUGCUGCCUCAAGCGAUGCCGAAUGUCAGACGGAAACAGAUUCCAACGUGGAGUCGAUAGCAUCUGACGAUAUCGCUGGAGAUACACCGAGUGUGGAAUGUGCACGUUGUCGACUUCGUGAAGAAACGUUCACACGUAACGUUGGAGUCGGAGCCUGUGCCGUCUCGGACAAGGUCUGCAUUGAAUGUGAUAAGGCCACGCCGGAUGAGGUGGAUGAGAACGAUGCACCCGGUUUCAAGCCCGAAAGAGACGACUCCCGCUCGAAGGAGUUCGAUCAUGCUAGAGCCACAGCCAUAAAGAAAUUGCUCACAUCGGAACAGAAACAACCUUUUGUGAGAGGCAAUGCUGUGUCGAAGAGUGCACGCUUUGAACGAAAGAAGGGCGACGAUUUGGAGUACAUCACGGAGAAGAACAAGUCAGUCUCUUCAUCGCCGUGCGCUCCUGCCACUACACCAUCCGGUGAAACUUCAGAUGCUUUGAAGAACAAAGUUGUGCUUAAAAAGGAAAUCCCUCUACCUCCCUCCACUCUACCAGAUCCCAUCCCUGCAAGGAUACCUCGACCGAAGAUUAGUAAAUACGCUUUACCAGAAGAAAGUGCGGAAACUCCAGAUGAGGAGGAGGAAGCAGCGGAUCGCCUUACUCCCCUGCGCAGUGAGCUGAGAAGUCUUGGAAGGUGGCCUCGUUCAAAUACGCAAGUACCGUAUUCGCCAUAUAAGGCGGGAAGUGAGUCUGACGAAGAUUCAGACGAUUCCGAAGGGAGCUACGAUACUCAUGAAGAUGGCGUAGAUCAUGAAGAUUCUCCUUAUGAAAUCUCAACACCGAUGCGUGAAGCCAUGGAAAGUCUGAACUCGCAUCUCAUUCAACCUGGAACAAUAACUGCAGAAACAGCGGACUGGGCAUUGAAGUAUGUACAGCACGAAUGGCUAAAAUGCGCAGCACGAAAGAAUAGCCAGGCUGAAGCCGUUGAUAUAUUGAUAGAGCAGCUCAGAGAAUUGUCGCCAGCUCUCCUCAAAGUCGUUGUGAACAUAACUGAUCAGAACGGCAACACAGCGCUUCAUUACGCAGUAUCUCACGGCAACUUUGGCGUCGUUUCAUCAUUGCUCGACUCUGGUGAAUGUCAUCUGAACCUGGCGAAUCGAGCUGGCUACUCGGCCGUAAUGUUGGCUGCACUCAGCUCGCUAGAAAAUGACGUUGAAAAAGCGGUCGUGCAACGGCUAUUCGAACUGGGCGACGUUAAUGCACGUGCCACGCAACAUGGACAAACCGCAUUGAUGCUGUCAGUAUCGCAUGGGAAAAAGAAUACCACAGAGUUGUUGCUAGCAUGUGGGGCACAAGUGAACUUGCAGGACGAAGAAGGAUCGACGGCGCUGAUGUGUGCUGCUGAGCAUGGGCAUAAAGAUAUUGUCAAGCUGCUUCUGGCGCAGCCAGGCAUCGAUGCCGCUUUGACAGAUUGUGACAGCUCAACAGCAUUGUCAAUUGCCGUGGAGAAUGGUCAUCGUGACAUUGGCGUCCUCAUCUAUGCUCAUCUUAACUACAGCAGAGCUGAAUCCAUAGAUGAAGCCUGAUCUCAGCUCAGUGAAAUGAGAUGAUUUCGUCUUGCGUGCUAAUCAUCACUACCUCAGUCAGAUUGAUCGACGCUUAGUUUCCAGUUCUUUCAGUUCUUUUAUUCUGUAAUUAGGACUAGAAAGUUAGAAAGUGAAAGCGUUGCAUUUGCAUUGCUGUAUAUUCGUGCAUUCCUUAAUUUGGAUACAAUCAGCUUCGCAGAGAAAUCAAAUAUAUGUAGUAAGAAAACUGCGACUUGCUAAUAGUUACUGCAGUAAGUUGCUGUCGCCUUGGAAGUUGUAGACCAUGAUUUUGUCAACAGAAAGAAAUGUUGUAAAUAUUGAAUUACCCAAUUCUUCCAUUUUUCUCGAAUCAAUUCCACUAGUAUACCAUUGCUCAACUAAUGACAUGCUCCCAUAAAGAAGGAACUAUGAGUAGUAAAUAACAUUCUUUGUAAUUUUUGAUGCAUUUUUUCAUUAUGUUGCCCAUUUUCAUGUGAUCAAGUUUUGACACGGAAUCGUGUACGAGUAAAUGCAUAUGAGAGGACACCCCGAAUGAAAUUUGUUCAUGUAUGAUAUUGAUUGAAAAUAA
This is a messenger RNA of Cylicocyclus nassatus, 3937 nucleotides long. The record is from the annotation of a GenBank genome assembly. NCBI's taxonomy places the organism in Eukaryota, Metazoa, Nematoda, Chromadorea, Rhabditida, Strongylidae.